Messenger RNA from Nerophis lumbriciformis (worm pipefish), 4825 nucleotides. Its product is annotated as phosphatidylinositol-3,5-bisphosphate 3-phosphatase MTMR3-like. Gene Ontology annotation, biological process: phosphatidylinositol dephosphorylation; regulation of autophagy. The record is from RefSeq and is a predicted model, not a curated record. Lineage: Eukaryota; Metazoa; Chordata; Actinopteri; Syngnathiformes; Syngnathidae. Gene Ontology annotation, cellular component: membrane; cytoplasm. Gene Ontology annotation, molecular function: phosphatidylinositol-3,5-bisphosphate 3-phosphatase activity; metal ion binding; phosphatidylinositol-3-phosphate phosphatase activity.
GAGAGUUUUGCUAUAAUGGCGACGACGGCCGAGUGCAGGGAAGGGACUCCGUGAAAGCUAAGCCCUCCGCUCGGACAUGUCUGGCUGUCCUCCCCGGGUUCAUUCGCUGCCGACCAACUGCACGGGCCGCGGGUGAUUCUGCGGCCUUUGAACGCCUCGUCCCUCGCACGGCGGAUUUCCAUGUCUUUCUUGUGAACACCUUCAAGCAGAUCAUCUGGACUACAUAUUGUCCAUCGCUGAUCACCUGUGGCUGGUGCAGGCCAGGCUUCCGAGUUGGGUGACCCACACUCCUUCACAGGGCCAUGGAGGAAGAGGUGCAGAAGAGCUUAGAGUGUAUCCAGGCCAAUCAGAUUUUCCCCAAGAAAUCCCCUGUCCUGGAGGAGGACAACAUGCAGGUGCCCUUUCCUGAGCUGCAUGGGGAGUUCACGGAGUAUGUGGGGAGAGCAGAGGAUGCCAUCAUUGCAAUCUCCAAUUACCGCCUACACAUCAAGUUCAAAGAGUCUGUCGUCAAUGUUCCUAUGCAGCUCAUUGAGAGUGUUGAGUGUCGGGAUAUGUUCCAGCUACACGUCACCUGUAAGGACUGCAAAGUUGUGCGGUGUCAGUUCUCCACCUUUGAGCAAUGUCAGGAGUGGUUGAAGCGCCUCAAUGCAGUAGUGCGCCCUCCGUCUCGCUUGGAGGAUCUCUUCUCCUUUGCCUUCCAUGCCUGGUGCAUGGAUGUGUACGCUGGUGAGAAAGAGCAGCAUGGCGAGCUUUGUAGACCAGGGGAACAUGUGACCUCCUGGUUCAAGAAUGAGGUGGAGAGAAUGGGCUUUGACACUCAAAAUGCCUGGAGGAUAUCCGACAUCAACUGCAAGUUUAGGCUUUGCCCCAGCUAUCCCCAGCAGCUUCUGGUACCAGCCUGGAUCACUGAUAAGGAGUUGGAAAAUGUGGCAGCAUUCCGCUCCUGGAAGAGGUUUCCUGCAGUAGUUUAUAGGCACCUGAACACAGGGGCCGUGAUCGCCCGCUGCGGCCAGCCAGAGGUCAGUUGGUGGGGUUGGCGGAAUGCUGAUGAUGAGCACCUUGUGCAGUCCAUUGCUAAAGCCUGUGCCGUGGAUAGCACCUCUCUCAAACACCUGUCUAACGGAACCUACACCAAUGGCUCCGACCUGCCGGAUACUGAUUUUGAGUCAUCGAUGACCAACAGCUCAGAGGUGGAGACGUUGGCCAUCCAACCUCAAAAGUUACUGAUCCUGGAUGCCAGGUCUUAUGCAGCUGCUGUAGCCAACCGGGCAAAGGGGGGAGGCUGCGAAUGUCCUGAAUACUAUCCCAACUGUGAGGUGGUUUUCAUGGGUAUGGCCAACAUUCAUUCCAUCCGCAAGAGUUUCCAGUCCAUGCGUUUCCUCUGCACACAGAUGCCUGAUCCAGCCAACUGGCUGUCUGCACUGGAGAGCACCAAGUGGCUGCAGCAUUUGUCCUUGCUACUGAAGGCGGCCCUGCUGGUGGUCAAUGCUGUGGACAGGGACCACAGGCCCGUUUUGGUGCAUUGCUCUGAUGGGUGGGAUCGCACUCCUCAAAUUGUUGCUUUGUCGAAGCUACUGCUGGACCCGUACUACCGCACUAUAGAGGGCUUCCAAGUUUUAGUCGAGACAGACUGGUUGGAUUUUGGCCACAAGUUUGCAGAUCGCUGCGGGCAUGGAGAAAACUCUGAGGACGUUAACGAGCGCUGUCCAGUCUUCCUACAGUGGCUGGACUGUGUUCACCAGCUGCAGAGACAGUUUCCAUGCUCCUUUGAAUUUAACGAGGCCUUCCUGGUGAAGCUGGUGCAACACACCUACUCCUGUCUGUUCGGCACUUUCCUAUGUAACAGUGGCAAAGAGAGGGAGGACUGCCACGUUCAAGAAAGGACAUGCUCGGUCUGGUCCCUGUUGAGGCCCGCCAACCGUACUCUGAGGAACAUGCUGUAUUCCUCACACUCUGAGACUGUUCUCCACCCAGUGUGUCAUGUGCGCAACCUGAUGUUAUGGACCGCUGUCUACCUGCCCAGCUCCUCUCCCACCACCCCUUCAGAUGACUCCUGCGCGCCGUACCCUGUGCCCGGCAGCAAUCCGGAGGAAGCGACCCUGGGCAGAUGUACUAAAACUCGCUCAUUCGAUAACUUGCCCAGUGCUUGUGAGCUGGGAAGCUUGCUGGCCCCAAACCGCCGCUCUAGUGAUCCAAAUCUCAAUGAGAAGUGGCAGGACCACCGGCGCUCUCUGGACCUCAAUAUGGCAGUCGGGCCGGAGGGAGGGGCGGACCAGGAUCAGGAAGUACAGUGUAAUGGAUUGAGCCUUUACCCGAAUGGAGUGGACUCUGAGCUGGAUGACAGCCCACAGUCCCGCAACUCACACUCUGACAUGGCAGAGGGAGCCUGCACGGACUCACCAUCAACCAGAGAAGAGGCAGAGCUGUCUGUGGCAGUAGGUGUGGCUGAGGGCCAGAUGGAGAACAUUCUUCAAGAAGCCACCAAGGAGGAGGCGGGAGCAGAUGCACAGAGAGUUUUAAGUGCUGUAAGUGCUCAACUUAAUAACACAGCAGCCAUGGAGGAGGAGAUGCACCCAAGAACUGCUGAGGAUGAUCAAUGUGCUGAGAGCAACACGACUGAAACACAACAUGGGCAUGCUAAUGGUCUCCAUCCACAAAAUGGGUUUGUGGAAGCUGAGGAGAGCAGUGACUCUCCAGCUGUGCCUGCACAGAUAGUAGAAGAGUUACAAAAACAGAAAGAUGAGGCAGCUCAAACACUUGAGCAUGUAAAGAAUCAAUCUCUGGACAAUUGUUCUGAACAACAUUUUCAGCCCAGUUCAGACGAGCCAGAGCCGCUUAAAGCUCAUAGAACUCAGAUGGCGAAUGGCCAUAGCAGAUCACCUGAGGAGCCUGGUGCAGAUGAGGAGACCAGCUCUGGUUGUGACCCAGACAGAGGUAUGUUAGAGUCAGGGGAACAGGCAGAGAAGAGGGCCUCCCUGAUGGAAAGCUCCACAGAGACUUUGACAGAGGAGAUCUGCAGCAGGUUUGAGCCCCCUGCACCCCCGCCUGUCUGUCCAACCCACCAGGCCUUCAGCAAAGGCCAACAACCUUCCUCUAAGAAAGAGAAAGUGCUGGAGACAGGCGAACACAGCUUUACCAGAACUUUAAACGGGGGCAGCAAGCGACCGCCUGUCAGUGCCUUUCAUUAUGCAAGUGCUGACCUCACUCGGGACGGCCUUUGUAACAGUGACAGUUCUGAUGGGGAACCUUGCGGAGGACCUCAUUGGGUCAAAGGUGAGCGGGCCCCAGUGAGCCGACAGGUGUCCUUGGCAAGCUGCCACUCCCUUAUCCUGCACCACCGGGGCAGCUGCUCACAACACCGCUGGUGCCACGCUCAGCUGGGCCGGGCUGCCGUCAGUCCAGAGCCGCCGUCACGCAGCCACCUGGAUGACGAUGGACUGAUGCUGCACACAGAUGCCAUCCAACAGAGGUUGAGGCAGAUAGAGGCGGGGCACCAGAUGGAAGUGGAGACGCUGAAGAAGCAGGUACAGGAACUAUGGAGUCGUCUGGAAAAUCAGCAGCAAGUCGGUUUCCAUCGCGCCAACGGAGACGCAGGAGAUGAAGUGACAUCAAUGACAGACUCAGAAUACAAUGUGGACCCCAACUGUCUGUCUCGCUGCAGCACAGAGCUCUUCUCAGAAGCCAGCUGGGAGCAGGUGGACAAGCAGGACACUGAGGUCACUCGCUGGUACCCCGAUCAUCUGGCAGCCCAGUGUUAUGGCUGUGAGAGCAGGUUCUGGCUUGCCUCCAGGAAGCAUCACUGCAGUGGCAGGGAGCCUGUCCAGGAGGUCUGGAAUUGUGGUAACGUCUUCUGCGCCAACUGUUGCGACCAGAAGUUGCCGGUGCCAAGCCAGCAGCUGUUCGAGCCCAGUCGCGUGUGCAAGACGUGCUACGGCAGCCUCCUGCUCAGCGCGCCCCCGCUGGAGAAGCCCAUCACGGCCAGCUCGAACUGAGCCUCGGAGAGAGGAGGUGCACCCCCGCAGGAAGGAAGUCGCAGCUGACACACUGCUGAAGAAUGCCACCGAAUGUCCCGUGGACUCGUGUGUAUGUGUGUGUUUGUGUGUGAGUGAGUGCGCUGCAAAAGUGGACUACGUGUCCCACCAGCGGCAUGUUAGCUUUGCACAGUGGGACGGCGUAGGAGGAAGUCCCUCGUUGGCCACACGGAUGGCAUGAUGGGCGCUCACAGCCGUGCACUACAGGAGCGAGAAUGGACUUCCUGGUGCUUUGGACCAGGAGGCAGAAGGUCGUCUCACUCUUCUCCUCCAGAGGAGGUCAGUCCACUUUUUAUCCCAAUUUCUGUCUUAUUUUCAGACUUUCAUGUCCAACGUUGGACUUUUAUCAAAAUGGACAGUUUGGCUGUCAAUCUUUGUGUUGCACAAUCAAAUCAGACAAAUGUUAUCUAAUUCUUAUCAACACAUUCCUGCUCAUUGCACACAAAUGUCAAGUUGAACAUAAUUCUACUUUUUGGAGUCCUGGUGAGACGUCCUCGCUGCCCGCUCGCCAUUCAAUGACCUCCGUUCACACACGCUGGUGGUUUUGUAAAAUAAAGGAAUAAAAUAAUAUAUUCAGAUAUGUCUUAUAGCAUUUUAAGUACAAAAUGUAUAGAAACAGAGAAUAGUGGCUCACUAAAUUAGUCACCAAAAAGUUUUGUUUUUUAACUUUUUUGUGUCGAUUGCAGAAUUGAUCUAUAUAAAUAUAUAUACUUAUAAUUUGCAUCCUGUUGAGGACACAGGUGUGUGUGUGUGUGUGUGUGUUUUGUAAAUUAUAGAAGCACAUGUUGUCCUGC